GGAGACACCCUGCCCCUCCAGUGCCACCCCGCACCCAGCGAAGAGCCAGCGCCCGCAGCGCCUGCCUCCUCCCCAGCAGUGCGUCAGCCGAGCAGGCUUCCAGCUAAACCCCAUCUCCGCCCUGCCAAGGUCUGCCAGGCCGGUGAUGCCUACGCCCGAGAGAAAUUUAGGCCACAGGCAAGACGUGAUUUGGAAAAGGAGAAGCGAAGGCUCCAAAACAUCUUAGCUACAGGGAAAGAUGAGGUAGAGCCCGACGUGCAGCAGGCACUGGCUCAGACAAAGGAAGAGGAGACUCCUGAGCCUGACCGGUUUGAAGAACUGGUGAAUGAAAUUCAGGAGAGGAGGGAGUUCCUGGCAGAGAUGGAAGCUCUAGGACAGGGCAAGAAGUAUCAAAGCAUCAUCCUCACUGAAAUCUCACAGAAAAUGCACGAGAUGGAGAUCAUUGACAAGAAGAGAAGUGAGGAAAUGAGAGAGAUCAUGACAAAAGACUUCCCUGGUGGGAACAAAUUCAAUCCCCACGAUUAG
This is a messenger RNA of Opisthocomus hoazin, 525 nucleotides long. The record is from RefSeq and is a predicted model, not a curated record. NCBI's taxonomy places the organism in Eukaryota, Metazoa, Chordata, Aves, Opisthocomiformes, Opisthocomidae.